Molecule: messenger RNA, 6127 nt
Organism: Labrus bergylta (ballan wrasse)
Lineage: Eukaryota; Metazoa; Chordata; Actinopteri; Labriformes; Labridae
Source: RefSeq, a predicted model, not a curated record
AUGUCGGGUCAGUUUGUUGCUAUGGGCCACGAGAGCUUGAUAUUACUUACACUGAAGAUCAACCAUGUGGCAGAGGAAGAGUUUUGUCUCGGGUUUACCAACCGCUGCCUCAAACCCCUCGGGUCGGUCAGUGAGAUGUGCAUGGCAUUGUACACUUCCCAGUAUGUUUUUGAUUUCUUUUUUUUAGCAAACAAACCAGAUCCUAAGCAUUUGUCUUUUCCUGUCUGUUUCUGUGCAGAAUCUGGACAAUCAGAUAGUUCGAGCCAACAGGGGGACACAGACAUCAAACCACCGCCCAAUGGGCACCUGAGUUUCCAGGACUGCUUUGUCACCUCAGGGGUGUGGAACGUGGCAGAGCUGGUCAGAGUGUCACAGACUCCCGUUGCCACGGCAUCAGGUCCCAACUUCUCACUGGCUGACCUGGACAGCAGUCCCAGCUACUACAACAUCAACCAGGUGGCUCUGGGACGACGCUCCCUGACCUCCCCUCCCUCCACCAGGUCUGAGGUGGAGUUGUACGCAAACCUUCCACGGAGCUCCAACAAGAGGAAGUCAUUAGACGACAGUGAGCUGGAGAGCCCAACGGAUGAUGUUUUCUACCCUGGACGCUCGCCUGCCGCCAGCUCAUCCCAGUCCAGUGCGUGGCCCAACGACAUGGAUGCAGUGCAGCACCAUUUGGCCAGUGUGCAGGAGAGGAAGAUAAAACAUGAAAACGAUGGCGUGCAGUUUCCUUACCAUGGACUGUCCUCGCCUGGUUCACUUAAGAAGCCGGGGAAGUUUGAUUUCAACGCCCUGACUUCCCAGACGAGGUCCCCCCGCAUGGCGUUCACACACCACCCGCUGCCUGUGCUGGCAGGAGUGAGACCAGGGAGUCCCCGUGCCUCAGCGUCAGCCCUGCACUUCCCUUCCUCCUCUAUCAUCCAACAGUCCAGCCCGUACUUCACCCACCCCACCAUACGCUACCACCACCACCAGGACCCGCUCAAGGAGUUUGUGCAGUUUGUGUGCACCGAUGGCACAGGACAGCCCAGCGCACAGCCUAAUGGAGGUGGCCAGAGCAAAAUGCCGGGCUCCUUCCUGCUGCCCCCGCCACCCCCAGUGGCACGCCCUGUGCCCCUCCCCAUGCCCGACUCUAAAAUCAUCAGCACGCCCACUGACGGCGGACUCAGCUCACCCGCAUCUCCGUCAUACUCCACGCCAGGCUCCACAGCUCCCAACCGGUUUGUCGGCAUCGGAACACGGGACAACUUUCUGAAUAUCCCCCAGCAGACUCAGUCCUGGUUCCUCUGACAAGGCCUCUCUGAAUCAAGAGCUUAAAAAUGUGUGAUGGAAAUUGGAAAAUGUAAAAAAAACAAACACACCAACGUUGAUUAAGAACAGACUGCUGACACUAAAAGAUCUUUCUCUCUCGCCAACACUAUUCAAAGUUGUACUACAGAACCCCCCCCCCCCUGCCCCCGAACCCCAAACCACCCCAAGAGGACUCCCAAUCCAACAAGAUUCUAACAGGAACGUCGGUCCCCCUUUACGCAGGAGGCUUCAAUGAGACUGAGUGGACAGAUUCAGAAUGCAAGGAGGAGGAAGAGGAAGAUGAGGAACUGUCUCACACACCACAAAAUGUCAGAAUGGAAACACAAUAUGGAAAACUGACAAAUGACCAAUUACACAUUUGUUCUUUUUUUUUAAUGAUAUUUUUUUUUUCAUUUUGUCUCCACAAUGAAACUCCAUGCAUUGGCUUAGAGAUCCAAAAAAAAAAAAAAAAAAAAAAGUAGUGGUAAGACGGUGAAGGCGGAUGUGCAAGUUGAAAGAUAGUCACCCAAAUAGCACACCUCCAUAUCUGUGUGUUAAUCCGCUCACCUCUCCUCCAGGUGCAUAUUCCCACCUGAUCCCCCACCCCAUCUCCACACCACGGUCCAGACGGUAACCACAGCCCCGUACCUGUGUGUCGCCACGCUCUGCCGCUUCACUCACUCAGCCCUGAGCCUUUUUUUUUUUUUUUCUUUUUUUUUUUUCAUUUCUGAUUGGCCAAUCCUGGUGACACCAUCAGAUGGUGGUCACCCAUAUGCACUAAGUGGCUGGUCUUUGUUUACCUGUCAAAGAAUCAGGGCGUCCUGCUGUGGGAGAAGUGAUAGCCAUGAGGCGAGUGUAAGCGAGUGAACACACGACAGACAGUCAUAACACUAACUCCACAUGUGCUCUUUCGUCCCCUCACCUAUGCACUAUUAAUUUUGAAUAAGGGAUGAACAGUGUUGCACACCGAUGGUCAGAUGAGCGAUCAGAGAAGUGAGUGGAGGCUGGCUGCCACUGCAGGGAUGGGGCUGUGCUAACAGUAGAGUCUGGGUCUUAAAACACACACACACACACACACACACACACACACACACACACGCACACGCACAGACACACAUGCUUGCUUGCAGCCUGUACAUACAGACUUUAUCUUUCAGAAUAGUCUGUAAUACAACCAGCACAUAAUAUCAUCCUGUUAUUAACAAUAGACGCGGGGUUUAAUUUACAGUAAUGCACACGCAGCAUCCGCUUCAAAUAUUAGCUUUUCAGUUUGUUUGUAGGUGUUUUCUUGACAUUUCUUCUUUUUUUUGUGCUGGAUUUGGUUUUGGUUUAGUGUCACUUGGAUUGUUUUAACCUUCUCUUGCAUGUCAUAACACUUUUUGCUUCAGUUUUUUUCAGUUGUCUGUCAAGUAUCAGGCUUAAAACAGAGUUCACCCAAAGAGUAACAGCAGUUUCUCAAAUCUCUCAGUUAUGGACAGCACAGUAACAACAGCUCAUCACAUGCCACCCUUGCAUUGCUUUACCCUGUGUCCCUUAGUCCCAUCACAGGAAAACCCCAGAGGACGACAAACACACACAUACACGCGCACAAACGCACAUUAGAAAUGCACACUUAUACCACCUGACAUUCAAUGAUAAAGGGAAGCCUUUAUAUUUGGUUCUCCAAAAUGCCUUUGUUAAUGGUUUUUCAUUCACUUAAGAUUUUUUUUUUUUUAAUUUGAGAUUUUUUUUUUUCUAUGUAAAUGUUCACAUUUGAAAUUGAGAUUGUUUUUUUUCUUUUCAUCAUGACACAAUCCAACAAAAGCCGACCUCACAAAAUAACUGGACUGCCUAGCUGUUGGUUCUGUUUUGCAGGGAUAGUAAACAGGUCUGAGGCCCUGUUCUCAGCCUCUCUAGUAACAUUAGCUCUAUGUACUAAAACCAUAUAUCAAGUUUAUAACAAUAUAUGAAAGUGCCUCUGUAUUCCCUUCAUGCAAUUAGUAAUAAAUGACUUCAGGUUCUCUUCCCACAUAUAAGCUAAAGCUACAGCAAAUGGUAGCGUUGGUGCAUGUGGAAACCAUUGGCCUAUGACAGAUCUUUAUAGAGGACUGCAAACCUUUUUUUUGUAAAGACAGAGAGAGAGAGAUCUUAUACAUAUAUAUUUAUGAUAUAUGCUCCUUUUUAACUUUUACUACAUGAGCUGGUUGGCAGUCUAGUUAUUUUCUGAACUCUCACCUCCCUUUUCACCCCCUCCACAACCCGUUUCAGUAACAUCCCCUUACUGUUCCCAGUGAGGAUCAAAAACGACACACACCAUCGCCGUCUGCAGCACCGCAUUUAAAAUACCUAGAUAAACAUGUCAAAAAAAUCGACAGUAGGUUUGAAGAAAAAAGUGUUUGUUUUUUGAUGGAAAGUAUUAUUAUUGAAAAUAUGUGUCGAUUGAGCCACGUGCAAUGCAUUGGGUAGAUCAUUGUGUUUGUCUGUUAGAGAUUUUUAAGAAAGCUAUGAGAAAAGAGAAAAAAAAUGUAUUUGUUUCAAGUCUGUAAGCUCCAGGACUCUAAACCAGAGAGCCAUGAAAAAUCCUAGUCUUUGUAAGUUGGGGGUAUUUGUUUUUAUUUCCUUUGUCUCUUUUUUAAUGUUUUAUGUGUAAUCAGUUGUUUAUAAAAAUGUGGGAGGGCUGAAGGAUAAAAAAAAAAAAAUCUACACAACUUGAGGGAAAAAAGAUUCUCUUCUCAUCAGAUGAAAAGUGGUGCUUUUACACUCUAAAGUACAUUCAUACUAUUGUAAAUGAAUGGUAAUGAACAAAAUUAACAGACCAUUAAGGAAACAGCAUUAUUCCUCUCUCUAUUUGUAUUCUUCUUCUAUUUGUAUUGAGUGGGGGGAGAGGUUCUUAUCCUUAAGGUUGUGACACAAAAGGCAUUUCGGUUCAACCUUUAGAAGAAAAAAAGAAGAAAAAAAAAGAACAAACCUAUAAGUUAACCCAUGCACUGCCUGAAACUCACCAGCAGAAAACCCUCCCAGUUGAACUCAUUUGUGUCAUAAGUUCCCCCCAGGUUCUGCAAGAGAUGCUUCACAUGCAGAACUCUUUUCUUCACAUCAUCACCCUGAUUUGUUUCCCAAUCAAAAUUCAGACGGUUGUGUUGAGACCCACACGCAAUGGAAAGAGUAUCAGGUUUAAACCUUGUGUCUCCUGCACGUACAACAGAAAAAAGGGGGAAUAUUUGCUAAAAAAGAAAAUUGAACAGAAAUCUGAAGUCUGAACCAUAGAUAUGAAACAGGCAGCAAGGUGAGCCUCUCCCCUGUUCCACCCCCUCCUCUGUAAAUGACUCUUAUAGUGCUUGUGCUGUAGUGUAUAGUUUCCCAGCAGUUAAAGGUUGUCCCUUAAAAGUGCCUUUUGUUCACAGACUCCAUUUUGUAAACCAGAUCGCCCCCCCCCCUUUUUUUCCGAAACGGCUCGAGGCAGCAGGUUGUCCCCGAGUGCCGCAUGGAGGCACAAAAAAAAAAAAAAAGCAGUCGUCACUUCAGCGCUGGGGGACAACUCUUUUUUCCUCUGCCUUCGAAAUGAAACCUUUCCAUUGUACCUCCCCUUUAUCCUCUCUUCCUUUUCAAAGCUCUAUAUAUAUAUACAUACAUAUAUAUAUAGUACAAAAGGAAACUGGUGUGAAUUAGUUCUUUACUUUUUAUCGAUAAAUGAUGAUGAAAAAAAAAAAACAUUUUGAAAAGGCAAAAAAACUUGUUCUCGUUCAGCUCUUGCUUUUUUCUUCCCCUCUGUCUCCACUGUCAGUUUUCUCUUAGACACUGGAGUAGUCUGUAACUGUGUGUCCGUCACUCUCUGUCUAUCUCUCUCUCUCUCUCUCUCUCUCUCUCUCUCCUGCCCUCUCCGCUGUUGGGAGGGCGAUAAAAAAAAUUGCCGAAAAAACUUUUUGUCUGAGCAGAAUGCAGUUAGCUCACAUGUUAUUCUUGUCUGUAUGCUUCACAUUGUAUUACCAUACCCAUCUUCUUCAGCUUUUUCCAUUCAACAGCUAAUGUAAGUGAACAAAUUACGCUGACGGGCUUUUGGGGGUGUCUUUUGGGUGGGUUUGGAAGGGACGACAGGGGUUUGAAAGAGGUUUACUGAGAAGAUUAAACGGGGUCCUGAGGGCUGGAUGGACUGCUUUGAGAUGUUGGAAAGGUGCUGCUUUGACUAGCAUAAGAGUUUGCUCUUUUGUUUCAGCUAUUUAUUUUUGGCUUUGUUUUAUUCCCCCCUUUUGUUUCUUUUCAAUUAGGAUUUCUUUUUGCUAUCAGGGUAAGCUGUCGUCGAGUCGCUCUUUGAGGGCACCUUAGACUGUACAUGAAAGCUUCAAGCACCUUAUAACCGGACUUGUCCUGCACGAGGCUGGAAGAGGGGUUUUUUGCAUUUCCAGGACAUAUCCCACAAUCUUUUAAAGUGAAGUAUUAUUGUUCAUGGUGGGUUUCACACAGUGAAAACCCUCAGCAGUAUUAGCCAUUUACAACACACCAACCAGAUAGAUUAAAGCCAGCAUGAACCUGAUCUCUCGCACACGUGAGGAUUCAGGAGAGUCCCUCCAUGUUACUCCUCUGGCCACCUCAUGCUGGACCGCUCCGCGUUCUUGUUCUGUUGUUUGUUUUGUUCUUUAUCUUCUUAAACGUGUAUGGUUAUCGAUGUAAUAGGCAGCACCCUAGGCCCCCUGACUCCCAGCUCUUGUACGCCCUCAGUGCAGCACCACUUCUUUGUCAGAACACCCCCAGAGCUCUAGGUGAAAUGCAUGUGUUAAUUACAGUUUCUUUUCCAUAAGAAGAAAAACACAGUUUGAGAAGAGCAGCACCUGAUUGAAUAAAAAGGAUGUUCUUGACUGUA